AGGUCUUUGGCAUAGCAUGAGUACUAGUUUAGUUUCUUAUUAUCAUCAUAAUCAGUCAUGUCCAACAAUCCAAGGUCUCUGAAUUACUCUUCCCUAACCCGUUCCAACAUGGCAACAACAGGCUCAGAACCUUGGUCCUUUUUUCUCAUCUUCGUCUUCCUGUGACUUUUUCUUUCUUUCAAACAUAAAAAAACAAACUUUUGAGUCUUCCUUUUUUCUUGUUUCCUUUGUCUUUCUUUCUUUCUUGGUGCCAGAAAAAAUGGGUAUAGGGGAGAAGAGUUCGAGCAAGAGUUUCAAUCUGCACCAUCGUGAAGUGAAGAAUAAGCAGCAAGAGUUCAGAGGGGUCCCAAAAGGGUGCAUGGCAAUCAAGGUUGGUCAAGGGGAAGAGCAACAAAGGUUCGUGGUGCCUGUGAUUUACAUCAACCACCCUCUCUUCAUGCAGCUUCUGAAAGAGGCAGAGGAAGAGUAUGGCUUUGACCAAAAGGGCACCAUCACCAUCCCUUGCCAUGUUGAGGAAUUCAGAAACGUUCGUGGCUUGAUUGAUAGGGACAAGUCCCUUCAUCACCACCACCACCACCACCACCAUGUUGGGUGCUUUGGCUUCUGAAUUCUAGUAAAAAAGUCCAAGGUUUUAGAAACGACAACAUCGAGGUUUUCAGAGUCUUGUUCACAAUUUCCUAUGAUAUUAAGAAUCCCGAUGAAACCGCAAUCGAAAUUUAAAACUUGGAUGAAAACCAUGAAAGAAAGAAUUGAUCUUGGGCUAGAAAUCACCACCCCUUUAGUUUUUUUUGAAGGAUUUUCUCAUGUAAAUUCCUAGAUUUUAGACUUUUUUUAGUGUUUGGUUUAUGUGAAAAGGAAAAAAGCCUUCUUAGGUAGGUGAUGGCGAGGACAGCUGAACAGAAUGUUGCUUCUUCCAAUUGUAUUUACUUUUUUAUUUCUAUAUUAUUAGGAAUCGUAAUGGAAAAAAGAGAUGCUAUUCUUUUCUUUUUCA
Messenger RNA from Glycine soja, 991 nucleotides. RefSeq names its product auxin-responsive protein SAUR32-like. The coding region runs from base 260 to 607 and encodes 115 amino acids. The transcript has a single exon. The record is from RefSeq and is a predicted model, not a curated record. Gene Ontology annotation, biological process: response to auxin. NCBI's taxonomy places the organism in Eukaryota, Viridiplantae, Streptophyta, Magnoliopsida, Fabales, Fabaceae.